GCGGAUUUAAAAUGAGCCUCGACAGUUUGAAUUCACUCAACGGAAGUCCCUACUCGGCGCGAAAGCAUUGGCUAAAAGGGCAGGAACAACAGCACCAGCAGCACCAGCAACAGCAACAUAUCGAAUAUCGUUUCUCGCGACCGAUCAAGAUUAUGGACUACGAUAACGAGCGCUAUUCCUGGUCCGCGCCCGGCAGUCCUUAUCACAUUCGACGGCCAGCCUUCGAUAGGAAUAGACUAUGGAUAGAAGACGACACGAGUUCUGAGUCGGAAAUUGAACAUAAACAGCGUCACAUUAUUAACGACAUUGGAGCUGAAGAUGCCUUCAGCAAUUCGGAUCCACCUGCCUCAAUGCUCAAUGCGGGAACAGAUGCAGAACCGAAAUUUCCCAUUACGAUUCGAAGUGCACGCAGUCUGCUAAGUUUGCGGAUGCGUCGUGAUCCUCAGCAUCAGGGAACACGAACCAUUAAAGCCCGGCGUGUGAUUAACAAGAAGGGCGAAGGAAACGUGCAUCUGGCCCAUCUUCCGCAACGAUCGCUUCGAUUCGUGCGCGACCUUGCUACCACGUUGGUGGACGAACAAUGGCGCUACACGUUGAUGCUGUUUGUGUUGAGCUUCGUGGCCAGUUGGAUUUUUUUCGCCAUCCUGUGGUAUCUGAUCGCGUACGCACAUGGGGACUUGCUGAAGGAUCCCACCACCGGCAAACGGCUCGGUGAUGGUAACAAACCGUGCGUCGAGGGAACGGCCAGCUUUACCGGCUUUCUGCUGUUCAGUGUCGAAACGCAAGUGUCCACCGGGUAUGGCGUAAUCGUCCCCACGGAAGAGUGUCCGGAAGCGUUCUUUCUGCUGUUGGUACAGAUCAUCUUCGGACUGGUGAUCGGCGGAGCGAUGGUAGGUGUUGUGUACGCGAAAAUGAUACGUCUGCCAAAACGAUCGUACGAGAUGAAGUUCAGCAAGCGUGCCGUUAUCUGUAUGCGCGAUGGAAAGCUGUGCUUUGUUUUUCGGGUGUGUGAUCCCAAGCACCAGCACGUUAUAGGGACAAAGGUAACGGCCACCAUGCUUGAACCGCGACGCCAUCACGGUACGAACGUGAUCGAACGAUACGAAACACGUCUAGAGCUACAGAACAACGGCCGGAUACUACCACUGUGGCCCAUCACCGUGUGUCACGUGAUCGAUCGGUAUAGCCCACUGUACGAUAUAUCGGCGGCCGAUCUGCUUGACCGUAGGUUCGAAAUUGUGAUCACAAUGACCGGCAGUACGAUGACGACUGGUCAGGGUACGCAGGCUCGCACCUCGUACCUGCCGGUGGAAAUUUUAUGGGGACACCGGUUUCAAAACAUCAUCGAGUACGAUCCACAGCGUGAGAGUUAUGUUGCCAUGAACGAGCAGCUCGAUCUGCUGGAUGAGGUGGACACACCGCUCUGCAGUGCUCGGCAGCUGGAGGAAGUGAUCGAUGAGCUACACAACGAUCAGCAUCAUCGAAGUGAAGAGUACCCUAUGGCGGACGAUGAUAGCAGGCUUGGGGCUUCUUUUCGCUUCAAAAGCAGACUACGAAGCAAUCCCAGUUCCUUCGUGCGUUUCCACGACGUGUACUCGGAAGCGGAAGAAGAUGCACACAGUGUGGAUGAGGGUGGAAAAUCAUAUCAAGGCUCGCUAAAGGAAAGUCAAGCUGUCGCCUUUGCUAUCGAUGAUAGCACUGCGAUGGAACAGCUUGAAGAGGCGGGUGUGGAAUCAAAAGAUCGGCAAUAA
Anopheles maculipalpis is the source of this 1751-nucleotide messenger RNA. Its product is annotated as ATP-sensitive inward rectifier potassium channel 11-like. Bases 12 to 1751 code for a protein of 579 amino acids. Gene Ontology annotation, biological process: regulation of monoatomic ion transmembrane transport; potassium ion import across plasma membrane. Lineage: Eukaryota; Metazoa; Arthropoda; Insecta; Diptera; Culicidae. Gene Ontology annotation, cellular component: plasma membrane. The record is from RefSeq and is a predicted model, not a curated record. The transcript is spliced from 6 exons. Gene Ontology annotation, molecular function: inward rectifier potassium channel activity.